Messenger RNA from Labrus mixtus (cuckoo wrasse), 1185 nucleotides. Its product is annotated as palmitoyltransferase ZDHHC14-like. The transcript is spliced from 5 exons. The coding region runs from base 1 to 867 and encodes 288 amino acids. Lineage: Eukaryota; Metazoa; Chordata; Actinopteri; Labriformes; Labridae. The record is from RefSeq and is a predicted model, not a curated record.
AUGACUCUGGUGCAGUCAUCAACAUCAGCCUCACUUGUAUAUUUCUGCUCUAAACAGAAGAUUCAGUUUGUUUUUCUCCUUUACCUCUUCUUCACCGUCCUGGAGGUGGUCGUGUGCUUCUUCUCCGUGUGGUCGAUCGUCGGCCUGUCAGGGUUUCACACCUACCUGAUCAGCUCCAACCAGACCACCAACGAGGACAUUAAAGGUUCCUGGUCCACCAAGCGAGGGAAGGACAACUACAACCCGUACAGCUACGGGAACAUCCUGACCAACUGCUGUGCUGCUCUGUGUGGACCCCUACCCCCCAGUUUGAUCAACAGGCGAGGUCUGAUCCAGUCCGACACGCCACAGCCCGCCCCCCAGACCAAUGGGACGAGCGGUGGUGGCAGCUACGCCUCCACGCAGCUCCACAGCCGCAUGUGUGAUCAGGAUCAGUGUAUCCAGAGCACAAAGUUCGUCCUGCAUGCCGCUGCCACCCCUCUGCUCCACAGCGACCCCGUGGUCAUGGCCCCCCCUCUCUCGGGGAAGACCACCACCCUGGGGGGCCCCUGCGCCUACCUGGCCCCCUCCCAGCCCUCCCUGCCGUCCUGCGGAGGAGACGUCCUUACCCUGAGGGACGCCGCCGCCGACUCCCACUGCCACCACCACCUCUACCAUCACCACCAUCACCUCCACCACCACUUUGUCAGCCCGGAGGAGACGCCAUGCAGCACGCCGCAGGGCGCCCUGCCCUGCCCCGCCCACCUGCACCUCCACUCACACCCACACCCGCCCGUCCCCUCCCCCUCCGCCCUCUACAACCCGGCCAGUCAGGACGCCCUGCACGAGGACUCGGUCAGGGGACUCGUCAAACUCAGCUCUGUCUGAACCAAACUCACAACAUCGUACAUAAAAGUGUUUCCUUAUUCGAGUCACAUGACGGAAACUCGACCAAUCAGAGUCACUCGCUGCAGUUAGGAAGUCGGUUUUCAAAUUUCUGGAAAACAACUUUUUAUAAAAGGAAAGUCACAGAAGAUACGAUCCUCCUCUAUUAGAAACUUUAAAUUAGGUUGAGUUUGAACCCUCUGGAGUCCAGAUUGAAUGUUUUCAAACUUUAUCUUCAUUUUUAUUUUUUAUUGUUUAGCUCGUUAGCAUGAUGCACGGUGUCAUUUUAAUCAAAAGAAACUCAACUCCAACUCAAAACCU